GAUUUAAUUUGGUCAUUUAUUCAAACUAACCAGUUGAAGAAAUCUUAUACAUUCAAACAAAAGUUGAUAAGAAAUGGAUCUAACUAUUCAACAUUUAACAUUCUUUAUUAUUCAAAGUUUAAUUAUUUUAUUUAUUAUUAUUAUCACAUCAUGUGAUUCAUUGGUGUACAAAGAAAAAUUCACAAAUCUUCCAUUUGGUCGAUGUCAUUUAAAACAUUUCAAUAAAUUAGAUUCAAUAAAUUGUCCAAAUAAAUCAUGUAGUCAACAUAUUGAUUGUUGGGUUAGUUAUGGUCCAUCACAAAGAUGUGUUUGUGAUCCAAUCAAAUGUGGAUCAGUAUGCUUACAAGAAAAUGCUAAAUGUCCAGACCCUGCACCAUUAUUAAAUGGAAAUGUUGUAUUCAAUGAUACAGAUGUCGGAGAUAUUGUGGAAUACACAUGUAAACCAGGUUUAACUGUUCGAGGACAGCGUAAACGACAUUGUUUAGCAACGUUAAGUUGGAGUGGUGAGGCACCAACAUGCAGUAAUCAGACUGAAACUUGUUUUAGUCCACCGGCUAUCUUAAAUACACGAAUAAUUCAAUCAAAUCAAAAUGUCCCAGAGAAGAUUCGUGAUGACUUUCGAUCAGGUGAAAAAGUGAGAAUUGAAUGUAUUCCUGGAUAUAUGGAUUCAGAGAGACAAUUUAUAGAAGCAUUAUGUGUUGGAACGGAAUGGUACUAUUCAGAAUUGAAAUGUGAGAGAGUGUCAUGUGGUUUUAUAAAAGAACCAGCUUACGGAUAUAUUCAAUACAAAUAUGAUCAAAGUUUUCAAGCAGAAGCAAUUAUCUUAUGUUCAGAAGGUUAUAAUGUACAUUGCGAUACUGGUUUGUUGUCAGUGGAGAAUGGCUUAGGUUGUAAACGUAUUUGCUUAGAAAAUGGAUCGUGGUCAGGAGAAGAGGUAAUGUGUAAAGCCAUUACCUGUACAGAACCACAAGCAAUUUUAAAUGGUAAUAGUGUGAUUAGUUCACUUAAAGUGAAUGGAACACAUAUAUCUAAAUGUGAUGAAGGUUAUGAACUUCAUGGAUCACAGCAAAGAAUUUGUCAAACAAACGGAAAAUGGAGUGGAUCAGAACCUUAUUGUAAAAAAAAAGAUUGUGGACCACCACCUCAAAUUCAAAACGGUGAACUAUCAUUUAUAACCACAACGUAUGGAAGUAAAGGAAAAGUAAUAUGUGAAGCAGAUACAACGUUAUCAGCUGAAAGUGAUGAAGUUAUUUGUAGUGUAAAUGACACCAAGGCUAUAUGGAAACCGCAACCAUUUCCACAGUGUUAUAGACAUUGCUAUCUAUUUACUGUAGAACAUGGAGAUGUCUACUUAAUAAAUAGUAAAAAUUAUGGUGAUAAACAGAUCAUACCAAUCACUACUGAAGAAUUUGGCAUAGAAGGGAAUACACAAAUACACUUGACAAAUGCUAUCUCUAAUCAAAUUAUUUUACCUGGUGGACGAGUUAGACAUGGAUCAGAAUUGAAUGUAACAUGUCACAUAGGUUAUGCAUUGAUUAAACCAAAUCACCCAAUUACUAUUUGUCAAAAUGGAGUUUGGAGUGUUCGAAGUAAAUGUACUCCUGGUAUGUAAAGACAAUUUUAACCUACUUUUUUUGUGUCAUGUGAACAGAAUUAAAUACAAGUAUUGCAUGCGUAUUUCAAAAUACGUUUACUAAUUAGACAGUAUGUUUUAUAAAAUCGUUCACUGUUAACUACUGACAUUAAUCUCUUAUUAAUUGAAAUACAUCAAUAUACCCUAUAAUCUUUCUUUCAUUUACAUAAAUCAACGAUUUUUAUUCAAAAGAUAAUGGGUGAGACUAUAAUUUAUGGAUGCCCUUGGACGACGCUGAAGUGACUUUGAGAGUGGACAUCUACUGAGUAGGACUAAAUGAGCGUUAUAAAGCAGUUAGAAUUCUCAAUUACAGUUGAUAGUUAAGGUUAGGAGUUAGAUUUAGGGUUUUCAUCACGAACUGACAUCAGCUAUGAUGCCAAAACAUUAUUUAGCCAAAUAGAUGAAUAAAUUUCGCGCCGAAAUCUGGGACCUGUUAUCGUAAAUCUAAUUGAUUCGUUCAUUAAUUAUACUCUCGCCAGAUAAUGUUUUCUACUUACAGUGAAAAAAAAAACAUAAAAAAGGUUGUAACAAAACUGUACCACAUAUAAACUGUUUUCAUAAAUAAAUCUUUGCUGCUUUCUGAAAAUGGUUACAUCAAUUCAGUUCUUUAAUAAUACACAGAGUUCAACUAAGACUGGUCAAUACUUCAGUCCAGAAUGUUAACAAUAAGAUGAUACAAAUUAUUCCGAAUAGCGAUAUAACUUUGAGUUUUCUUAACUGUAACCUUUAUUGACUUAGUUUGGAUCAUGUAUAUAGGUAUUAUAGUUUAAACAAUAUUUAUGUUCAUUUACUAUCUUUUAUCAAAGCUCCGUGCAGAAGACAACCACCAAGUUAUCCUGGUGCCAGGGUGAGAUUUUAUAGUCUGAAACACAACUCCUUAGCAAGAUAUGAACCAUUUCCUGGCUACGUGAUGACUGAUAGUCCUAAGAAUCUGCAUCAAAUAGACAAAGUGAAUACAUAUGAAGAUCCUAAAGGAACUUUACGUUGCUUAUAUGGUGAAUGGGUUGGAGCUCCCUUGAAAUUUGAACCAAUGCAUUGUCCGCUUAUAGACAUAAUUGCACCAUUAAAAGCAAAUGUUUCAAUUGAUGGAAUGUUAUUUGAUUUUCAUGGAUCAAAAAUAAUCCUAAAACAAGAAACAAUUAUAAUAUUCUCAUGUCCUAAAGAAUAUUAUCUAGAUGGUCCUAAAUACAUAGUAUGUCACCUGGGUCAUUGGUUACCGAAACCAAGCUCGUCAUGCAAAAAGAUCCCCCCGAUGUCAAGUAUACAACAAUGGCUGUUCAAUUCAGGAUAACAAUUAUGGAUAUUUGAAUAAAAUUCUUAUGUAUUUACAUUGAAUUUUAUUGUUUUAUUUAUAUUUACCUCAAAAAAUAGUAUGUGAUUAUCUUCAUUG
Molecule: messenger RNA, 3023 nt
Organism: Schistosoma intercalatum
Lineage: Eukaryota; Metazoa; Platyhelminthes; Trematoda; Strigeidida; Schistosomatidae
Source: the annotation of a GenBank genome assembly